Molecule: messenger RNA, 1967 nt
Organism: Dromaius novaehollandiae (emu)
Lineage: Eukaryota; Metazoa; Chordata; Aves; Casuariiformes; Dromaiidae
Product: maestro heat-like repeat-containing protein family member 2B
Exons: 18
Cellular component (GO): cytoplasm
Source: RefSeq, a predicted model, not a curated record
AUGCUGAGCCAGGUGGGGAGCAGCCGGACCCUGCGCGCCGUCUGCAGCGUCCUGGAGCAGUGGUCGAAGGCCGUGAACACCUACCUGGGCGCCUGGGAGCAAUGCAGCUUCCCGCGCAUGGGGCAGGCCCAGUUCUGCAGCAGCGUUUCCCCGCUCUUCCACCAUGUGGUGGGGAGCUGGCUGGGCUGCGAGGAGGAGGAGGCCAAGCAGGCUGUCCUGGGGGCGAUGGCUGCCAUGAUGGGCCUCCUUGUGCGCGAGGAAGAGCACCACGAGUGCAUGUGGGAGCAGCUCCCCUGGCUCCUGGGGCAGUACCAGCAGGUCCAGGACACUUUCCGGGUGACCAAGGCUCUGAGUUAUUUUCUGGAGAUUUUGGGGGAAGUGCAGAUCCCCAUCCCCCAGGACGAGGUCCAGGCCAUUGGCACCGCUGUGCACCACCAGCUCAGUGAUGGGAGCAAGCAGCACAGCGGGGAGCACUGGUCGGAGCUGUCCUCCUGCGUCCUGCUGCUGGCCCGAGUUUGCCCUGAGGACACGGUGGCCUUUCUGCGCUCACAGCUGGGGAGUGGGAGCGAGGCCACUCACGUGGUGUCCUUGGAUCUGCUCAGAGCCCUGGUGCGCCCCACAGCAGCAGAGAGAGGCCAGAGCCUGCCCCUGCUCGUGCAGGCGGUGCGCUGUGCGCUGGGAGACUCCAGCAGGAAGGUGAGCUGGUGGCGAGGGCAGUUCUGCGCUUCACCAAGGAGCUGCUCGGCCUGGGAUCUGGUGGCCCACGUCUUCGCCACGUUCAGCCAGGCCUCCGGCAGACUGGCGCAGAGAAAGCUGUCUCAAGCAGAAGCGCAGGAAGCAGCAGAUCUUCAAGCCCUGUGCUUGGACAUCCUGCGCUCUCUGGAUGUCUCCGUCCGGGGGAUGACCAAACUCCUGUGGCCGCGGCUCCUGCAGUACGUGGUGCCAGCCCAGUACACCGGCACGUUGGUGCCGCUCUGCCGGUGCCUGCGAGAGCUGGCCGAGAGCCGGGGGAGAGCAGGGGGCGAGGACGGAGAGGAGGAGCCCGAUGUCGUGGCCUCCCGGGAGCGAGCCAAGCUGCCGAGGCCGCAGGCCCUGCUGGCUCGCCUGCUGGUGGUUGCGGCGUCUCCUCACGCCGGCAGCGGCUGCGGCGUCGCUGCCCUGCAGCUGCUGCAGGCCCUGUCCACAGAGAUCCACAGCGCCGUGGGGAUGGUGUGAGCUGUGAAGAUCCCCUUCCUGCUGCAGUGCCUGGAAGGGCAAAGCGAGAGCUGCCUGGACUCUGCCGAGUGGGAGCAGCUCCUGCUUAAGUUCCUGAGGACAUCGCUGGAGACGAUCGAGAGCCAGGCCUGGACCAUGGGCCUGAGCGUGGAGCUCAGCCAGCAGACGGGCAGCUACCCCUGGCUGUCCCGGAAGCAGGCCUUCCUGUAUAAAGCUGUCGGGGUGUCCCUGGCAGCGUGUCAGCAUGUCCCCUAUGUCCGCGGGGAAAUGAAGAAGCAUCUCUCAAGGACAAAUUACUUGGAAGCGUCUGAGAGAGAGGCAAUGAUUUCUGUUUUGGCCGGUUCUGCCGAGAGCCACUUCCACCUUGCCUUGGAGGUGGUGCAGGAGUUUGGGGCGUCCAUGGAGGAAAGACCAGUGUCUGGGGCUUUCAAACGCCUGAAGGAAUACCACCAGGGGAAGAGAGCGGGGAGGCACAUGGCCCUCGUGCUGGCCUACGGCCAGAUCGCGCUCUGCGCCCCCCCGGAGCAGCUCCUGGCCCGCGUGGAGAGCGACGUCGUGGGGCGCAUCCUGCAGCACUACCGCGCCAGCUGCCAGGUGCUGGGCUUCUCCUUCUCCACCAAGGUAAGUCCUGCCCCCCGGGGCCUUGCUCGCUGCCCUUCCCACACCCCUUUCCCCACGCAGGCGUGCCGGACUCGCCCUCCCGCUCCCCAGGCCGGGGGCCGGGGGUCUCCUUGCGGUAGGUAGCCGGGAAA